Messenger RNA from Parasteatoda tepidariorum (common house spider), 2357 nucleotides. RefSeq names its product nuclear protein localization 4 (gene Npl4). Lineage: Eukaryota; Metazoa; Arthropoda; Arachnida; Araneae; Theridiidae. Gene Ontology annotation, cellular component: nucleus. Gene Ontology annotation, biological process: ubiquitin-dependent protein catabolic process. The record is from RefSeq and is a predicted model, not a curated record. Gene Ontology annotation, molecular function: ubiquitin protein ligase binding; ubiquitin binding.
CAACAGCAACGAAAACUACAGUUUUAGUUAAUGUUAUCGCGACCGUAACGUUUUAUAUGUAAACAUUCCGAAUCAUCUUGAAGGAAUAAUAUUUUGACACUUUUGUGAUUUUUUAAGCUAGCUUUCUUACCUGCACAUAUAAAAUGUUGGUUGCUGUUCAGUCAUCUGAAGGAACAAAACGUAUUGAAUGUAAUUCUUCUGAGAGUGUUGUCUCUUUUGUAAAUAAGGUUAAAAGUGCCUUUGACAUUGAGGCUACUCUAAGCUUCAUUUUAUACAAAGACAGAAGUCGGAAACAUCCUCUGAUAUCCACUGAUAAAAAACAGAUAUCUCAUUAUGGCAUAAAGCAUGGUGACACAUUAUAUUUAGUUCUUCAACAAGGAAGUGUAAAUAGUAAAGAGGAUUCAUCAUCAUCAUCUAAGUCACCAUCUAACGAUAGAAGAAAAAAUUCUUUAUUAGAUGUCAAUGAAGGAAUUUACACUAACCUUGUCGAAGAUACAGUAGAUACUUAUUUAUUUAAACAAAAUGGAAGCAUUGAGAGAGAGAGGGACCCUAAAUUGUGUCAUCAUGGUCCCAAUGCAAAAUGUGUACAUUGUUUCUCAGUAGAGCCUUAUAAUGAAGCCUAUUUACAAGAGCAGAAUAUUAAGCACAUGUCAUUUCACUCCUAUCUCCGCAAGUUGACUGCUGGUAUUGAUAAGGGUAAAUUUGCUGCCUUAGAAAACAUCAGCUGUAAAAUCAAGAGUGGAUGUAAAGAUCACUUACCGUGGCCUCAGGGCAUUUGUACAAAAUGCCAACCUAACGCUUUCACUUUAAAUCGACAGCCUUACAGACAUGUUGAUAAUAUUGUGUUUGAAAAUUCAUCAAUCGUGGAUAGAUUUUUGAACUACUGGCGCAUCACAAGCCAUCAACGAAUUGGAAUCUUGUAUGGCUAUUAUAAACCUCACAAAGAUGUACCCUUAGGCAUCCGAGCCAUCGUCACUGCCAUCUAUGAGCCACCUCAAGAUGGUUCUCGAGACAUGUUGAGGCUUCUACCAGACGAGAAAGCCGAAGUUAUUGAUAAAAUCGCUACACAGCUAGGAUUGCAAAAAGUCGGAUGGAUUUUUACAGAUUUGAUAGCCGAACAAAAUGGAACUGUGAAACAUAUUAGGAAUAUUAAUUCUCACUUUUUGUCUGCUCAAGAGUGUAUAAUGGCUGGCCAUUUUCAGAACUUAAAUCCGAAUCCUUGCAAGUUAUCUCCCGAGGGGUAUUUCGGUUCUAAGUUUGUAACUGUUUGUAUAACAGGUGAUUCAAACAACCAAAUCCACAUGGAAGGUUACCAAGUGUCCAACCAGUGUAUGGCACUGGUGAAAGAUAACUGCCUUUUGCCCACCUUGGAUGCUCCAGAAUUAGGAUAUGUUCGAGAAUCCAGCAACGAGCAAUACGUCCCAGAUGUUUUUUACAAGAUGAAAGAUUCGUAUGGGAAUGAAAUCACUCAAUUAGCACGGCCACUUCCCAUUGAGUACCUGUUAGUCGAUGUUCCAGUCUCCUCUCCCAGUGAACCUCAAUACACUUUCUUUGUAGAUCCCUCAAUUAAAGAAUUCCCCGUUGAAAACCGCAUGAUAGAAAGCCACGUGCAGGAUUUCAAUCAACUCUUCAAAUAUUUAAGGCAGUUUAAGCCAGAUCAAUUUCUUGAAGCUAUGUCAGAUUUUCACCUGCUGGGUUACAUUGCAACAAUGGAGGUUUUACCUCUUAAGGAUGAUCUGGGUGAUCUAUUGAUAGCUAUAAAAACUAAAGAUAAGGAAAAAGCCAAUGAAUGGUCUAAGCGUGUGCCCUGGGCAACGGCCGAACAGCUACUGGACAGCCAAGGUUCGGAAAACUCUUACAGUCCGAUGGAAACGCCCACGUCGGCGGCCAACGCUGACAGUUCGUUAUGGAUCUGUCGUUUCUGUACUUUCCUCAACCAACCUCAGGCCACAGCUUGCGAGAUGUGCAGUCUCCCACAGUGAUAUUACAUAAUAUAUUUGUAUAAAUAUUUCACACACAGUUUGUAAAAUAAUAACUAUAGAGACUUAUCAGUGCCUCUCUCUUUAACUGGCAGUCUGGGAGGGUUUAUUAUUUAAUUGUUUUCCACAAACUCUUCCUUUUUCUGUGUGGUGUUCCCUUUGUUUACUCUAAAAGAAGAAAAAAAAGUGAGAUAAUUAUGUUGUGUCAAGAAGCAUUGUGGAUUAAGUCAGAGCAAGCAAGAAUUAUUACUGUUUUGGAAGUUAUUACUUUUAUACUUAAAUUCAGUCCAUGGAAAGAAUUUUACUGUUUCAUUUCAAAAUAAAAUUUUGAAUAGUUUUUUUCGCGUUGUAUAAAAAUAAAACUUUUUUAAACAUGCA